Heterobilharzia americana is the source of this 1779-nucleotide messenger RNA. Lineage: Eukaryota; Metazoa; Platyhelminthes; Trematoda; Strigeidida; Schistosomatidae. The record is from the annotation of a GenBank genome assembly.
AUGUCAAAGGAGCCUUGGAAUUCUACAAAAACAGGAAGUAUCAGUUCAUUGGAUAGAUUGGCUAGAAGCACCUUAUCAAUGGAUUUACCUGAGGCAAGAAGUUGUCGUGAAGCACGUGAACAAAGUCGAAAAGAAAUGCAUGUUUUGAAUGAGAAACUUGCUUCACAACUUGAGAAGAUGCGUCUCUUAUCAGAACAGAAUAAAAAAUUAAUGAAUGAUAAUGGUUCAAUGAAUCGUGUAACUAAGGAGACAGAAAAAAUUCGUUCAAUGUACAAUACAGAGUUAAAACAACUACGCCGUUUAGUUGAUGAAUGUGAACAUGAAAAAGCAGAUAGUUUAGCAAAAAUUGCUCAUUUACAACAGACUGUAAGAAAUAAACAAGAUCAAAUUAGUCAAUUGAAUCAAAGUAAUCAACGUCUGUCAAAACAAUUGGAUGAUGCCUUGAAAGAAUCUACAGCUGAAGAAGAGAUACACAGAUGGCGUACAACAGCAGAACAACAAAAGCAUGCAAACAGCUUAUUGCAUAGGAAUUUAGACGAAGAAACAGCUAAUCGUAUGACAUGUCAAUCAGAAAUGCAGACAUUAAAAGAAGAAAUGGAAUUUCAUCGUCGUAUUCAUGAACAAGAAUUACAAGAAUUACGUUCAAUGACAAAUAUUGUACACGAUGAACAAGAUCGUGAUCAAUGGCGUGAAAUAAUGCAAAAUGCAAUACGUGAUAUUAAAUCAGCUUAUGAUAAUCGUUUGGAUAGGAUUCGUGAAGAAAUGGAGCAUAGUUAUUUAUCUCGUCUUGAAGAAUUGAAUCGUCAAGAUUCAUCACAACGAACAGAAUUCCAUAGACUACAAGAAGAAAAUGCUAAAUUGAAAAGUAGCUUAGAAGGUAUUCGGGGUCGUGAUGAUCAAUUACGUGCAAAAUGUGAUCAACUGGAACGUGCUUUAAAUGAGUCAACUGAAGAGUCACGAAAUCUACGCAACCAGUUGAAUAAGCUUAUAACAGAAUCUGAACGUGAGAAACAAGCAGCUGAGGAGGCUUUAACUCGACUACACAAAGAAUUGUCAUCAUUAACCGAUGCUAAAUUGAAUUUGGAAGCUGAAAUUGCCGCCUAUAGUCGUUUAUUGGAUGCUCAAGACUCGCUUAUAGCAGGUUCCAAACCGGAUGGUUCGAGUAAUCAACAUACCUACAGUCGGCCAACAUCAGCCAAUUACCGAUCGUGUAAUGAAUUGAAUGUUCGUGUACCAUCCUAUUCAACGACUACACCAAAUCAGCAUACAAAACAAUCACAUGAUAAUGUUUCCAGAAGAUGGGUAGAAAGAGAUGAACCUAGUGGUCAAUCGACUAGAUCGCAUCAUUUCGUUGAACGUACUGUUGAAGGUAGUCAACAAUUAUCCUGUAGUUAUUCUGAUAAUGAGAAACCUCAAAAUUCAUUGAGUCAUAGUGAAACGUAUACACGUGGUCAUUUAGUUAUUAAUGAAUGUGCACAAAAUGGCAAUUAUAUUGAAAUAACAAACAAAGGCAAUACGGAAGAAUCAUUAUUCGGUUGGUGUUUAAUACGAAAUAUUGAUCAAGGGAGACAAAUUAUUCGAUACACAUUCCCUAAUCAUACACUAUCACCCCAUGCAAGUGUUAAGAUAUGGGCUGGUAACAAACCACCAAUACGUUCUUCAGGUAUAACUGAUAUAGAAGCACCAUAUUCAACUUGGGGUACUGGUUCGUAUAUUCAGACAAGUUUGUACAAUCCAGAUGGCUUGGAAAAAGCAACGCAUAUUCAGAAGUUACAAUAG